Messenger RNA from Acaulospora colombiana, 681 nucleotides. Lineage: Eukaryota; Fungi; Glomeromycota; Glomeromycetes; Diversisporales; Acaulosporaceae. The record is from the annotation of a GenBank genome assembly.
UUGAAGGUGGCUGUUUCAUGCGUUAGACCUGGAGAACCUGUUGGAGAAGAGACAUUACUGACCUCCAUUGAGAGUGAAUUUCUGGCCAGAUACUUUGACGAAGCCGAUCUGGUGGACGUAGUACUAGUGGUAGUACUAGUGCUGGUUCGAGAACUCGUAGUUGACGAACUCGAUCUUGUAGACGAUGACGAAGUGGCGGUUGUCGUUGGCUGUUCUAUGGUUAAGGGAGGUCACAAAAUCGGGAUCAAGGCACAAGAGAGGAAGUCCACUCACAAUCAUUCCAUGGAUGACAGAUCAGUCCGCUAUCACAGGUACCUAAGCCCUUGGGGUAUAACAUCCAACCAAGCAGCGUGGGGUGCUCAGUGGAUCACUGAUCAUGCAAACGUUCAGAAAUCUGUCGGAAAACCUGUCCUCAUCGAAGAAUAUGGUCUAACUGAAUCGGGCCGAGUACCUAUGCUGUAUGGUGGAACGCCGUCGAGACCUCUGGACUUGCUGGUGAGCUCUAUUGGCAAGCUGGAACGACUCCUAGUGGAUCCGGAUAUAACGAUGGAUAUGCUAUCUUGUGAGAACUAUCAAUUAUCCUUCCGCACUUUGGACUCACCCUUUACCCCCUCCAGCACAAGCGACUCGAUGUUCUCUGCUCUCAAGACCCAUUAUGCCAAACUGAAGGCUCGCACCUGA